ACCUCUUCCACAAUAUGAGAUUUUAUUCUUAAAAAUAUAUACUACCAAAGAAACUUUAAACUAUUUACCAAACACUUCCAUUAUAUUAGCUGAUUAUAUAUCAAGAGAGAGAGAUAUAACAAGAAGACGAAUCUUUAGAGAGAGAGAGAAAAAAUAAAGAAGAGAAGAUGGGUGUGGUAGAGGAAGCUCACAACGUGAAGGUGAUUGGUUCAGGAAAUCAAGCUACGAUCGUGUUAGGUCACGGGUUCGGCACGGACCAGUCAGUGUGGAAACACCUGGUACCACAUCUGGUCGAUGAUUACCGCGUCGUGCUUUACGACAACAUGGGAGCUGGUACGACAAACCCGGAAUAUUUCGACUUCGAUCGUUACUCAACUCUCGAAGGCUUCUCCUUUGAUUUGAUUGCAAUCUUGGAAGAUCUCCAGAUUGAGUCUUGUAUCUUUGUUGGUCACUCUGUUUCCGCCAUGGUUGGUGUCUUGGCUUCUCUUAACCGUCCUGAUCUCUUCUCCAAAAUCGUUAUGAUUUCUGCUUCUCCAAGAUACGUGAACGCUGUUGAUUACCAAGGUGGAUUCGAACAAGACGACUUAAACCAACUCUUCGAAGCGAUGCGAAGCAAUUACAAAGCUUGGUGCUCAGGUUUCGCUCCACUAGCCGUCGGUGGUGACUUAGACUCAAUCGCCGUUCAAGAAUUCAGCAGGACACUCUUCAACAUGCGUCCUGACAUUGCUCUCUCCCUCGGUCAGACCAUUUUCCAAAGCGACAUGAGACACAUCUUACCUUUUGUCUCUGUCCCUUGUCACAUCCUCCAAAGUGUUAGGGACUUAGCCGUACCAGUUAGUGUUUCAGAGUAUCUUCACACCAAUCUUGGAAGUGAAUCCGUCGUUGAGGUUAUUCCUUCUGAUGGUCAUCUUCCUCAGCUUAGCUCGCCGGAUUCUGUUGUUCCCGUCGUCCUCCGUCACAUUCGUAAUGACAUUGAUUUCUGAUUGUGGGAGAUUUAUUUAAUUAAUUAAUUAAUUAACGAUGUCAAAAAUUUGGAAAUAAACUUUUGAUGUGAUAUGUCUACCUAUUGAGAACAUUGUUUCGUUGUGGUUUGGUUCUGAUUCGUUUGUCUUUGAGUAGUUGAUCGUUGUUGUUCUUAUCUUUUUGUUAAAGGAAAAGUCUCUGUCUUUUGUCCA
This is a messenger RNA of Camelina sativa (false flax), 1175 nucleotides long. NCBI's taxonomy places the organism in Eukaryota, Viridiplantae, Streptophyta, Magnoliopsida, Brassicales, Brassicaceae. The record is from RefSeq and is a predicted model, not a curated record.